GCCCCUUCUUUCCCGAUCCCCGGCUGUUAGUGCUGUGUGAGUGCGCGUGUGCUCCGGAGCUCGCCUCGGCACACAUUAUAUAAAAAAUUAAAAAAAUACAAAAAAAAUUAAAAACUUUUAAAAACUCCAAAAAAUCAUUUUCUUUCAUCACCCCCCUUUUUUUCAUUAAACAUCGGUGAAGUGGGAGCCGAAGGCCUUGAAACAUCUUCAACAACCCCGUGUCGUUAUAACGUUAGCGGUUUGCUUCAUUCGUUGGUUAGGAUUUUUCGCAUUUUAAAUUUCACUUGCUCUAAAUAUUCGUCAAUUUUAAUCGGCGUGUUGAGGUUAGUUUGACAGUUAAGUUACCGUUAGCUAUAUCUGACGUAGUUGAGCUCACGCGCUAGCGCCGCGAAACACAUUACAGUUCUGCGAGUUGACAGCUGCGAGGGAAGAGAAGAUGAACCCCAGCGCUCCCAGUUACCCCAUGGCCUCGCUGUAUGUGGGAGACCUGCACCAGGACGUGACUGAAGCCAUGCUCUACGAGAAGUUUAGCCCGGCCGGUGCCAUCCUCUCCAUCCGGGUGUGCAGGGACAUGAUCACGCGCCGCUCGCUGGGCUAUGCCUACGUCAACUUCCAGCAGCCUGCAGAUGCUGAACGCGCUCUAGACACUAUGAACUUUGACGUGAUCAAGGGUAGACCUGUGCGCAUCAUGUGGUCUCAGCGCGACCCCUCGCUGAGGAAGAGCGGCGUUGGAAACAUCUUCAUCAAGAACCUGGAUAAGUCUAUUGAUAAUAAAGCGCUUUAUGACACCUUUUCUGCAUUUGGCAACAUCCUGUCCUGCAAGGUGGUUUGUGACGAGAAUGGCUCAAAGGGCUAUGGCUUUGUGCACUUUGAGACCCAGGAGGCCGCUGAAAGAGCCAUUGAGAAAAUGAACGGCAUGUUGCUGAAUGACAGAAAAGUGUUUGUAGGGCGCUUCAAAUCUCGCAAGGAGAGGGAGGCUGAGCUCGGGGCAAGAGCCAAAGAAUUCACCAAUGUGUACAUCAAAAACUUUGGGGAAGACAUGGAUGAUGACAAACUCAAGGACAUCUUCAGCAAAUAUGGUUCUGCCAUGAGCAUCCGUGUCAUGACUGAUGAAAAUGGAAAGUCCAGAGGCUUUGGAUUCGUGAGUUUUGAGAGGCACGAAGACGCCCAAAGGGCUGUGGAUGAGAUGAACGGCAAAGAACUGAACGGGAAGCUCAUUUAUGUGGGUCGUGCUCAGAAGAAAGUGGAGCGGCAAACUGAGCUCAAGCGCAAAUUUGAACAGAUGAAGCAGGACCGCAUGACUCGUUACCAGGGUGUCAAUCUUUACGUGAAGAACUUGGAUGAUGGUAUUGAUGACGAGCGUCUUCGUAAAGAGUUCUCCCCCUUCGGUACAAUCACCAGUGCCAAGGUCAUGAUGGACGGCGGUCGCAGUAAAGGCUUCGGGUUUGUCUGUUUCUCUUCCCCUGAGGAAGCCACUAAAGCCGUGACUGAGAUGAACGGCCGUAUUGUGGCCACUAAGCCUCUGUAUGUGGCUCUUGCUCAGCGCAAAGAGGAACGGCAGGCCCAUCUCACCAACCAGUACAUGCAGAGGAUGGCCAGUGUCCGCGCAGUGCCAAACCCCGUGAUCAACCCCUACCAGCCUGCACCUCCAUCAGGAUACUUCAUGGCUGCCAUUCCACAGGCCCAGAACAGAGCUGCGUAUUACCCUGCCAGUCAGCUCACCCAGCUCAGACCCAGUCCCCGCUGGACCACACAGGGCGUCCGGCCUCAGCACUUCCAGAACAUGCCGGGCACAAUGCGGCCGUCUGCCCCCAGACCGCAGUCCUUCAACACCAUGCGUCCUGCGUCUCAGGUGCCUCGCAUGAUGUCCACACAGCGCGUUGCUGCUCAGACGAUGGGUCCACGGCCCAGCGGUGCAGCGGCUGCAGCUUCAGCUCCUCCGGUGCGAGGCGUCCCGCAGUACAAAUACACCCCCAGUGUCCGCAGCCCCCAGCAGCACAUCAACACACAGCCUCAGGUGACCAUGCAGCAGCCUGCUGUGCACGUGCAAGGACAGGAGCCGCUCACGGCCUCCAUGCUCGCCGCUGCCCCGCCACAGGAACAGAAGCAGAUGCUGGGUGAGCGUCUCUUCCCACUUAUCCAGAACAUGCAUCCCAGCCUGGCUGGCAAGAUCACCGGUAUGCUGCUGGAAAUCGACAACUCGGAGCUCCUCCACAUGCUGGAGUCUCCAGAGUCUCUGCGCUCCAAGGUCGAUGAGGCGGUGGCCGUACUCCAGGCUCACCAGGCUAAAGAAGCCGCUCAGAAGACCGUGACCAACUCUGCUGGCGUGCCAAGCGUCUAAACCAAGCACUCUGGCGCCAUUAUGGAGAGUAUCACGAUGCAUGCCUUGAACAAAGGUCUUACGUGUUUGGAACGACAUGAGGGUGAGUAAUCAAUGACAGAAUUUUUAUUUUUGGGUGAACUGUCCCUUUAAGGUUUGGAUUCUGAAGGUUGUUCUAUGGGUUUGCUUAGUAGAUGCAUUCAGUCACUGGUUUUCUCCGUAAAUCUGAGGCCAACAGCGCAUGUCUGUAUCCGCCUGCCCACAACUGCUUGCUCAUGCUUGAGUGCUUGUGCCCUUAACGACUCUCCCAGGGCCAGCCAUUACAAUCACUCACUGAUUUCCCUCCCAGCCAGUUGAGCAUAACAUGUUGUCUCAACAGCUGUUCUGUGAAACGCCUCGGGCAUCUGAACGCUCUAGUCUCUCAGCUCAGAGUGAGGUGCAAGCGGCACAAAGGUCAUGGGUUUGUUCCACAGGAAACACUGAUAUAAUCUGAGCACCGAAUGCACUGAACAUCCUUAGAAGCAUUGAGCAAAAUUACAGUAGGGCUGUACUUAAACCCAGACAUCACAGGAAAUGAAAAAGUGUGCUUAAUUGUAUUGUAGGUGCAUUUAUUGUGUAUUGUAUUUUAGAUCGUAAAGUUUAUAAAGUGCAUAAAAAACAGUACAUGCAGAGAAUACAUUUUAAUAAAAGGCCACUUAAGUGUAGGCCUACUAAAGUGA
Messenger RNA from Carassius gibelio (silver crucian carp), 3039 nucleotides. It is a transcript of the gene pabpc1b, whose product is annotated as poly A binding protein, cytoplasmic 1 b. Gene Ontology annotation, molecular function: RNA binding. The coding region runs from base 437 to 2341 and encodes 634 amino acids. NCBI's taxonomy places the organism in Eukaryota, Metazoa, Chordata, Actinopteri, Cypriniformes, Cyprinidae. The transcript has 15 exons. The record is from RefSeq and is a predicted model, not a curated record. Gene Ontology annotation, cellular component: ribonucleoprotein complex.